Messenger RNA from Mycena citricolor, 2122 nucleotides. Lineage: Eukaryota; Fungi; Basidiomycota; Agaricomycetes; Agaricales; Mycenaceae. The record is from the annotation of a GenBank genome assembly.
CGUGACCGUCUCAGUUCAUCUGACACACGUGAUCGCGAAUACUGCAGGCUGACACCGUAUUUCGCACGCCCUCCAUACGAAACGCUUUGACCUCCGGUGAUGAUCUGACAGUGCAGGAGCCUCGUGGAAUGGCCCACGGCAGCGCCGAAUCAUAUCUCAAACUCAAAGGCCCUCUACGCUCGAUCCUGACGUCAUUUUGAGGCGUUUAGUCUCCUAAGUAGGGAAGCCACGUCACAUGUGGACUGGUCACUGCCCGAAUCGUCAGCAUGGAGAGCUGCUUAUCCAUGCUAGCUCGCGGAGACCCAGCAAGAGAUAUUUCCUGAUGCAAUAUAUCGGAAGCGUCCAUCGCAAUCCCGCUGGUUGCACAUCCUGAGAGCCCUGCUGUCCGGCUCUGCAUCUGGCUUGGACCGGGACCCCAUACAAUUAUCUGGUCAUACCCUCGUCGUCUCGCAAGGGUCAAGUGCUUGAUUUUAUAUGCAGAGUGGACAUAGAGCUAAAAGGUGGGGGGGGACAUCUGGGCCUCUCGAGCGCGGCUGUUCUCUCGCCUCGCGCCUUUGCUCGCUGUCCUUCAACGCCGCGCCUCGCAGAUCAUGAAAUUCGUUUCAAGAAAUUGGUGUUCAUGUGGCCUGACCCGAAUGCAUGCAUAGAGUGACGGGGCACCGCAAGCCAUGCGAUAAGCGGGUCUUAUCGAAGACCUUGCUUCUGUUUUGGGAGAACAAUGGCCUGAGGGUCGUGAUGGCCCGACUCGCAUUACGGUCCCAAGCGAGUCACGAGAUGGGAUUUAACGCGCUCGCAUUGUUGCUGUGGCUCUCCUCACGUAGUUUGGCUUGAACCGCCAUCCACUCCCCCCUUGGUUGCCAGCAAACGCUUACGACGAUGGAUGCCCUCCGCCGAAUUCCGGCACCUCUCACUGCACAGGAAACAAUGCCCAUGCUCGAAUGGGUGCUGCCAGCCGCUCGACCUCUGCGGACCGAGGAGAUCGAGGCGCAGGGUCUCCGCGUGAGGAAGGCAGCCGCAGUGCGAUCGAGGCAGCUGUAUUGGCGCGUCCACUACUCGGGGCAGAGGAUACAUUUCACGGUCAAUUCGCCUGAGCAGCGGGAGGCGCUGCAGCUCGGCAAACGCCUGCGAGUGAAGCUGAUGUUGGCCGCACUGGCUGCGCCGGGGCCUGCGAUGGAGCGCCCAGAUGAGGAGUGGAUCGCACGGGCCAAGGCGCGGGAGGCGACGCUCAAGCGGGCCCCCGUGCCUACCCCUGCCCCAGCCAAGGCCCAAGCACAGAAGGCCAUUCCCAAGGUCUUGCCGCGUCGCAGCAAGAUCCCAUGUGGAACACCUCCCACUCGUAUCCAGCAAGAGGGCCGAAUUUGUCCUGUCUCCACUGAUGCAUCCCUGGGGGACGCUAAAGGCUUGUUGAUCAGUGCUAGAGAUAGCUUCAUCAACGCCGGGGAUACUGAACUAGGUCAUCCGAGGAGAGAGCAUGUCAUGCAAGAUGCCACGGACCAGCUCUGGCCGCCCAGUGUUUACGCCAUCACUGUCGACUUCAUCCAGCCGGUAGUCACUCGCCACCCAGACAAGUUUACGAGCGUCACCAAGAUUCGUAAACGCUCGCCGCUCGUCCCUGAAGAGAUUCCUGAUGAAUCUGUCCCUCGCACGGAGCCCGUGACCCCUGAGAUAGUCGCUACGGAGCCUGCGACACCGCUCAUGGUACCUACCGAGCCCGCCAGUCCCGAGCUCCUUGCGAGCGCGCUCCGCCCCCCGCCGGCUAUCCGGACCACCGAAAUCACUGUCGCCAACGUCCAGCGCGCGCUCGCUCGUAAGGGUCUCAUGCGCGCGUCCGCCGUGGUAUUGCCCCAGGCCCCGGUAGCUCCCAAGACCCUGAAGCGCUCCGUUGUGUCCGCCGAGCUGCUUUCGUCGGACGUGGACGAGGAACGGCCGCGGAAGAGACGCCAGCCGUUGGCUCGUGUGCAAACCUGUCGUGAUAUGGAUGUCGAACUGUUGGUGCUUGGCGAUUGAUUCCAUGUCGUCCUUAUUUCAUGAUCUCUACUUGUAUAUGUAGUCUCGCGCAUCUUCAUAACAUCGAACAUGUCUAUAUACAUACUUGGAAUACACGCUAUGAAACUGAACCUUU